UUCAAACGUUGUUUGAUAGGCCCAAUUUUAUUUCCGCUCUCUGAAACCAAAAAAAAAAAAAAAAUAUGUCAGCCAAAAAGAUGAAGUCCUAACAUGUGGCUAUCUGACUAAAGUUACAGAUUAUCUUUCUGUGAUCCUGGAAUAAUUGGAAUGGACCCCACGAACAAAGACUCCUCUGGCUGUUUACGGUCUCCACACACACCGAGGUCCUAAGACACGUGACCACCAUACAUCACGUGACCACCAGCAUCCAUGCCGGAGCUUCUCUCCACCAUGGCUAGGCGGCUCAGAUCUUGGACGGAGCCCAAGAACGCCGCGCCGACGCCCGCGCCCGUCGCCCCAGAAAACAGCAGGGGGUUUCAGGUCUUCAUGGACAACCUGUUUGUCCUGGUGGUCAUUGUGGCUGCUUUCAUCGCCGCUGGGCUGGGCGUCGGGCUGAGGAACAGGUGGGGGGAGGAGGAGUACAUGAAGAUAUUCUACUUUGAGUAUCUCGGCCGUCUAUCACUCAACUCCAUCAGACUUCUGACAAUGCCACUUCUUAUUUCCGGGGUCAUUUCCGGUUCGGCUAAUGUUGGAUCACACUUUUUCGGUAAAUUUGGCGUGUGUGUGGUGGCGUACGUUUUGUCCACGACGCUUAUCGCCAUUGUUGUUGGCGCUAUUUUAAUCCUCUCCAUCCACCCUGGGAUAGUUAGAGAGGCACCGUCGAUCCGGAGAGAGAGCUCUAUAGAUCCACUGCUUGAAUUGAUCGCACAAUAUUUCCCAGACAAUUUAGUUGCAGCGUGUGUUGAAAGGGUAUUAACAAAGUUUAGAACAGAUACCUACGUCACUAUGAAGAAUGACAGUUAUUUUCCGUUCAGCAAUUUAACUAUGGAUGACAAUUUCACAAAGAUAGAUAAUCAGACAAAUACCACUCUGCAAGCACAUUAUUACGACGUGACCAAGCCGUACCUUGUGACAGACCGAGGCACCAACGUCCUAGGAAUCCUUGUGUUGUCCAUCGUGUUUGGGUUCGCCCUGCACUUCAUCGGUGUGGAGGGGAAACCGAUGAAGGAUUUCUUCCGCUCGCUCAAUCUGGCCACAGCGUUUCUACUCAAGAUUGCUAUAUGGUUCACACCCUUAGGCUUCAUCUUUCUGAUCGCCACAAAAUUUGUCUUGACCAAGGAUUUACCCGGCGCCCUGGCUAAACUCGGCCCGUACAUCGGGAUAGUGUUCGGCGGACUGGCCAUCCACUCACUGCUCAUCCUGCCCCUCAUGUACUACAUCUUCACGCGCAAGAACCCGCUCCCAUUUGCUGGGAACAUGGCACGUGCGUUAGCCGUGGCGUGGUCGUCUGGUUCCAGCCCGUGUGCCCUCCCCAUCACAAUAGAGAGCCUGAUCAUGAAGAACAAAGUCAACAUCCGCAUUACCAGAUUUUUCGCGCCGGUGGGUGCAACUCUAAAUUUGGAUGGCACCGCGUUGUUCCAGACGGUGGCAUGCAUCUACAUCGCUCAAGUCAACAACAUCCAUCUCACCGUGGCUGACGUCAUUGUCAUUGGCUUGGUUUCCAUAGUAGCGUCAGUUGGAUCUGUCAGCCUACCGCAGGCUAGUCUCGUCACCAUCGUCACUGUCCUGGCUGCUGUAGGUCUGCCCACUGAUGACGUGGCUCUAAUUGUCUCCAUUGAUUGGAUCAUUGAUCGCUUCCGUACUUCUGUGAACGUGUGGGGUGAUGCUAUAGGUGCCGGAAUACUUGACCACUACUUCUCUCACCUGUUCCCACCUAUCCCGCCUCCUAAACCGGAAGUUGAGUGCAACACGGUCGGUACGUGCACCGUCGAGGUGGACAGCCCCACCAGACCCAACGGGCAGACAGGCAGUUAUCCCAACAGCGCAGACUGCUAUGUCCAGCUACCAACGGUCGAUGGGAUGGUCAGUAGUGGCGGACUGGGAUACUACAACACAAGUUUUAAUUAUGAUUUGGAUAUUGUCAGUACAAAGCUGUAAAACAAAGAGGGUUUCAAUGAAGGAACAAAUGCUGUAAAAAUUGUUUAUUUUAGAAACAGUAUUUAUUUAAAAACGCAUACAAUUUUCAUUUCAGAAAAUAAAAGCAUAUAACAACAAAUAUAACAGAAAAAAAUAGUUAGACAACUAAUAAUAACAUUAAAAUUUGGAAACAGAACUCUGGUUUAUUUUACGUAAGAAGUCCUUUAUGUGCUCAAAAAAAUAGUACUAUUACUUCUAUAAUAUAUAAAAAAAAGUUGUUUAAGGUUCGUUCUUAAAACGUGGACUGAAAAGUUUGUUUAGCUUUGUAUUCUAGAUAAUGUUUAUUAUUUCUUAUACCCAAGAGAGUGUGAUGUCAAGAGAUUUUAUUCUAAAAAACAUCCAUUUUGAUCUCUUUUUAUUUAUGGUACAUUUUACAGAAAAAAUAGAAGGAUUUAAGUGAUUUUUUAAAAACUACUGCUAAAAUGUAUCUGCCUGUGAAAUAAGGUGCCUUAUUGUGUCUUACAACAUUAUUCUUAGCAAAGAAAAAAAUAGAAAAAAAUAUAUUUCGUUUUUCAAAAACUGCAGUAAAGAAAAAAACUGUUCAAUUUCAUAUAGCUUUUUAUCCUUGAUACUUUUUAAAUUUAUUUUUAAUCCAAUACUCAAGACGAUUAAUAUUAUAUAGAAGGUUACAAAUGUAAAUUUUUCAAUGAGUUUAAAAAAAAAUACGUUUAGUAUUUACAAACUGCUGAA
Messenger RNA from Physella acuta, 2709 nucleotides. RefSeq names its product excitatory amino acid transporter 3-like. Gene Ontology annotation, molecular function: L-glutamate transmembrane transporter activity; glutamate:sodium symporter activity; neutral L-amino acid transmembrane transporter activity. Gene Ontology annotation, biological process: L-glutamate transmembrane transport. NCBI's taxonomy places the organism in Eukaryota, Metazoa, Mollusca, Gastropoda, Physidae. The record is from RefSeq and is a predicted model, not a curated record. Gene Ontology annotation, cellular component: plasma membrane.